AACCUCGUCUCCGCUGGCUGUUUAAUAUUUGACACAGUACACAAGCUCAUCCCGCGUAAGCUAAUCGAACGCACCAACUAGAUAAGACACAAGCUUACCUACAGAACAAGUGACAUAUGUGUUGAGCUAAUGAGGUGGACUGGAUUCUGUGAAACCUACAGCUUAAGGGGUAGUUUGCGGUGUUGAUGCAGUGGCAGAAUCCACAAUGGCAGAAUCCACGUUACAGUUGCCUCGAGACGGCAGUACGCGGCGUAGGCGUAACGACACAAAUGAUGCCGGUAGUGAUGCUCUGAAUUCGCUGCCAGAAGUGUGGAGGGUGCUUCUAGACCCUUCCAAAAAGGUCAUCGAUGACACUUGCCUAGAGAAGCUUUUAUCCUGGAUGACAGAGCUGGCCAACUCGCCAGCAGCCUUACAGAUGAUUUUAGAUAAGAAGACUGGCGUCAUUAGAUUUCUACAGCAAUCACUGGACCCAAAAUGCAACCUCGCCGGCCGCGUCUUUGCCUUGAGACUGUCCGCUGUUUUACUGAACUCACUGAAUAGACACUCAGCCAUGACUCAGCUGCCCAAUGACUAUUCAGAAGGAGACGGCCCAAGAUUUGACAUUGAUGCACAUGAGAGCAGUAACGUCCUGCACCUCAAGUAUGUUUCUGUGAUGAGUGACUUAAUUGAGCAGCUUCUCGUGAGUGCUUACAAAUCAGCGGAUUGGCAAAAAGCUUCGAUACGAAAUGCCUGGUUUGCCUCAGCGGGAGCACUGAUUGGCAGUGGGUGCCCAUCGGAAAUCACUCAGAGAUUAGAUUUUGUGGACAUUGCUGUAAGUUCCCUCGAAGACAACUGUUUGUUCGUGGUUUCUGCCUUGCAACAAUUCCUUGUGGACUUGAUUACAACAAUGCACACUUCUUGUGUUGGAGUAAACCGGGUGACCACAUGCACAACCCAAGACCAGGCUUUGUACAGCAAAGAUGAAAUGACCAGUCAGCGCGACUGCACGGACGUGACCGAUCGGCGAGCUACUUUGCCUCUGGAUGAGACCGAAGAACACAUAGAAUCUCCACAGAAGAGAAGUAGGCUUGACUUGAGUAAGGCACAUCCAAUCGAGAAGCAAAGUUGUAAUUGCCGCGACCAGCUGAAGACGUGUCUACAGAAAAUGACAGAAAUCUUGGCACCAGUUCCAUCGCUACAGCCACAACAGUUGGGUACAACUAACUGCCGAAUGAAACUUGGGACUGCAACUUUGGGAGUCUUAACCAAACUUGUUGAAUCAAAGCCAACCGUGGCUCACUCAAUCUUAGCGGACAUGUGUAUAAUAUCUAUCAUCUCAGAUCUUCUGUCUAGGUCCCACAUAUCAUCAGACAUGUGCAGUGCGGCAGUGGACUUUGUGUCGUCAUUCCUGCAAACGCUCGAUCCAGAGAGUGAACUUCUAGCUGUUGUGAUUGGUCUACCGUUUCAGCUCAUGAAUAUUCAUCAGUUUGUAGCUGCCAUUCAUCUGGCAUCAAAUGUUUUCAGUACCACUCAGUUGUCCAAGUUGAGAAGAAACGACUCCAUUUUACAACUGCAAAGUGAUGACUUUGGAUCGCUAUUGAGACUUGUAAUGCUUCCAAUUGACUGCCUGCUUCCUGAGCAUCAAACUAUAGCGGAAUUACCUUCAGCAUUCAACACCUCUAAAGACCAUCUGCUUCAGGAUAUGUCUGGACAUAAAUGCCGUUGCAUAACAAUACUGUGUCAUUGUUUGUCUGCAUUAGAAAGAAUGGUUGAUAAGGGUUUGUACGCUGUUAUCAGCCAGCAUACCGAUUUGAUGGAUUGUGCAUCCUACAUUCUGAGUUUGACCCUAGGUCAAAGGUCGCAUCGUGUCCACAAUUCCUUGAGGUGUCAUUUACUCGCAUCAGUCAAGGUUACAAAAGCUGUGUUAAGUUUAGCAGUGACAACAAUUGCCUCAACGGUCGGCAGGAACAUCAGAUUAGCUGAAUCCACCUUGAUGAGCUUGUUUCUUCAGCUAGUGGAGGUUUUGAAAAACCCUGAAUCUAAUGCGACUAUCAUCACCAAAUGCCUUGAUGUUCUUGCUCGGUUGUUGCCUGCGUAUGCCUCAGAGCUGAAGCACACAGAUCCGAUGAUAGUCCUUGGUGAAACCAUGACUAAGAGAUUGUGCGACCCUCAGUGGGCCAUCCGAGAUUCGGCGAUCUGUUUCCUUCAAAGUCUGCUAAACUCUCAAACUGAUGCAUUUUGUGACUGGUUCAAGUAUUACAAAUUCCAUGUGCAUAUCGUGGAUUGCAUUCAUGAUGGGGAAAGCUUUGUGAAUGCCACAGCAAUGAGUGCAUUGGUUGACAUCUCCAGACAGCAAGAACUCUGGUUGGAUUUGUUGCAGCAGACUGGAAAGACAGAGUGUUCAUUGGUCGGAGAGUUUGUCAACUUCAUUCUCGAUGAUAGCCAAGGAUCAUUUAUGCGCCGAGCCACAGUGAAUGCAUUUACAAAAUGGCUGAGUGUGUUUCCAUGGUUACAGACAGGCCUCCGUGUUCAGUGCCAAGACUCCUCUGACAAGUUACGCACCAGAAAGCAAGCAAGCAAUGUUGACACUCUGGCAGAUGUACAUGCUGGCCCGCGUAACAUGCACGAGAAACUGUCCAUGGCUUCACAGAUACGGUGUGCCAUCUCAUCUGCCAUGUUUGAUCGGGAUUGGGAAGUAAAGCACGGGGCUUUGAUAUUCUGGCAAACUCUACUCGAAAUGUACUUGCCUACAAGAAAUGACACCACACCCCCCGACAUGAACAGAAGGAUACAAAAUUCUCAACGGGACUUACCCAAGUCUCACAAAAACGACUUGUGUGAAGUUACCAGAAUUCCUGAUGACCCAACUACAUCGCUGGUUAAUUUUGUGCACGUCCUCAAAGAGGAAGCGCUGAUUGGCAGACUUGCGGCAGUCUUAGAAGAUGAAGAUCCAACCGUAGCUAGACGGGCAUGUCAGAUGCUUCUGGACUUGUACAAAUGCCUUCAAACAGAGAUGGCCGUGAGCGGACUGAAUGAUUCAAGCCUGGCCGAAUUCAUGGAGAAAACACAGGUUGAACUCCGAGAGAUGAAUCUGGUGGACCUGCUGAAAGAGAAAACGAGAACAGGACACAUUAAUGGAGAGAAGCCACUCUCAUUAAUUCACGAUAUUCUUGCUGGCACUGAAGAAAGUGACAGCAAAUUCUUAGAUUGCUACUAAAUCUCUCUUCUCAGUACUUUCUCAGGACAGUUUACCAGGCAACUCUAAUCAUUCCAAAUACUUUAUCUCCAAUCAAAUGCAAGGUUCUAACCUGUGUUGAUGGUAAUGCAUCAUGCAAAUUAUUACACUAAAAUAUCAAACCACACUAGAAAUAGAAUGUUAUAUUUGGUCCAAGUGCUAUAUACAAGCAUGUAUAUUCAUAUGUGUCAUUGGUUGGAUAUUCCAUUUGGGAGAAUUCAGAAGUCUAUGGAAAUUUUGCACAGGGCUUUAAAGUUAUGGAAAUGGCAACUUACCUCAAAAUGGCUGCAUUUACGCAUGCAUGUUGACAUUCGGGUUUUUUUUUUUUUUUGGUUUUUUAUUCCUAAGCUCAUGUGAGCAUUUGUAAUGCAAGACAUUUUCCAGGCUAACAGCAUUAUGAUCAAAUACCACUUUAGUUAAUUGUUACAUAGAAUUCUUGCCGGUGGUACCGAGCCAUCAACAAAUUCAUCAAAUCCAGUUGAAUCUAGCGACAAUGAGAACAUGCACUGUAGAUGCAGAGGGUAGAAACUGUCCUUUUCAAGAUUGACGAGUCUAUGCUAAGAAUAGCUUAGGACAAACUGUGCAAUUUGAAAAUACAGCCGAACCUCGUUAAUAAGAGUGCCGUUAAUACAAGACUCUGCUUGUAACAAGGAAACUUUUAAGUUUCAAUCCUUUGAUUCCACUGAUUUCAUUUCUAAUAUAACGUUCCUGUUAUAACAAGGUCAUCAGCAAAGGCUAAAGGUCCUCCUACUGGCAAGGUUCAACUGUAUUCAGAGUUUAUAACUGUUAACACAAAGUAUAUCAUGCAUCCCUUAUAAACCAAAAUGUUUCUCUAGCAUAUUUAUUCAAUCAGUCUUUAGGAAGUAUUUUGUGUGAGGUAACCACAGAAUAAAACAGAAGUUACAUGUA
This is a messenger RNA of Acanthaster planci (crown-of-thorns starfish), 4123 nucleotides long. RefSeq names its product integrator complex assembly factor BRAT1-like. Gene Ontology annotation, biological process: DNA damage response; positive regulation of protein phosphorylation; cell population proliferation. Lineage: Eukaryota; Metazoa; Echinodermata; Asteroidea; Valvatida; Acanthasteridae. Gene Ontology annotation, cellular component: nucleus. The record is from RefSeq and is a predicted model, not a curated record.